Molecule: messenger RNA, 2430 nt
Organism: Dermacentor albipictus
Lineage: Eukaryota; Metazoa; Arthropoda; Arachnida; Ixodida; Ixodidae
Product: neprilysin-1-like
Biological process (GO): protein processing
Cellular component (GO): plasma membrane
Molecular function (GO): metalloendopeptidase activity
Source: RefSeq, a predicted model, not a curated record
UGCAAAAAAUAAAAAAAGACAAAUGGUAUUCCUGUUGCUUUGCCGCCGCAGCAGGAAAAGCGCUCGCAUGGCCAGAUCACCUUCAAUCUUUCGACUAAGAUGACGGUGCUGUACUUGACCGCUUUGAUUGUUACCGCAGCAGCCGUGAUUCCAGCAGCUUCACGGGAUGAAGGAUUUCUUGGACGUCAUGAAAUCAGGCGUGUUCUCUGCGACACCAAAGUCUGCCAUGAGAGAGCACAAAUCAUCCUGGAUUCCAUCAACCAAAGCGCGGAUCCAUGCGAGGAUUUCUACGGCUAUGUUUGCGCGCGGUGGGCUGACGCACAUCCUAUACCCGAGGGACUCCAGAACUACGACGUGUUCCAUGUUAUUGAAGAAAGUGUGCAGAGGGACAUCAAAGAAUUGCUGGAGACGAUGAAGAACGUCACGCACGCCCGGAACCUGACUGAAAAACUCGGCGUUGCUUACCACACCUGCAUGAGGGACGCAUCUGAAAUGAGCAAGGAAAAAGGAAGCAGGAUCCUCAGGAAGCUUUUAGAUGAAGAGGGUCUAGGGUUGUGGCCUUUGGUCGGCAACGCAACGCAGAGCCCGUUCAAGGACUUCGCGGACGUUCUUCGGACGACCAGUUUGACGUCACUUUUCUCGGUGCACGUGGUAAAGGAUAAUGCCAACGCGUCAGCCAAAAUAGUCCAGUUACAACAAUCGACUGCCCCGCUGGAUGGGGCUGAACACGUGAGGAAUCCCAGUGACAUAUUGCGCUGGGGUUCAAAACGUAUCAUGCAGUUGGCAUCAAUGUUCCGGCCAGACGCCACCGACGGGGAUCUGCAGUCUUUCGCGCGAAGCGUCUUGAAAUUCAAGAGGGGAUUAGAGAAUCUUGUGCAGCCACUUGAAGAGAGAAGAAAUGUUACACAGAACAUCACCAAGGGAGCCAUCAAAGGCGCGGAGUCUCGCCUUCCUGGGCUUCCUCUUCUAGAACUGCUGAACCAAGAGAUGCGGCCGGCCAACGUCACACUGCGCGACACCGACAAGAUCGCGGUCGUCGCUCUGAACUACAUCGUCCGCACCCUCGAGUUCGUCAAACGCUUUGAACCUGUGGUCUUCUACAAUUUCAUCGGCGUCGUAAAGGCGCUAGAAAUCAGCAAACGCGUCUGGAUUCCGCACGGCGAACCGCUUGACGUUCCUCGGCCCACAAAUAAAUCGCGCAGCACCGGCGACGGUGGCGACCAGGCUUCCAGCGCCUGCAUUACGAUGUUGCGAGAGGCCACGAAGGAGCUCACUGGCCGUCUCUACAUGGAACACAAGUUUCCGUUCGAGGCAAAGGCGGAGGCCAGAAACCUGCUCUCCGACAUUGUAAAAGCCUACCACAGACGCCUUCGAACGACGCCCUGGAUGGACCUAGUAACUAGAAGAAGGGCCUUGCACAAACUGUGGACGCUAAAGCCGUACAUUGGGUACUCUGGUUUUAGCCUGGAGGAAGCUGCAAUGAAUAAGCAUUUUGAUCAAGUUGGAGACAUUGGUUAUAAAGACUCAUUCGCGGAGAUUUUCGUGAAGUUCCAGAAGAACUCAAUUAUAAAAUCAUAUGCAUCUCUUCGCGAGGAAGGUCCGCUGUGGAUUCCAUACGGUGGUGACGAUGUUAAUGCUUUCAACCUUCCCUCGACUAAUGAAAUUACAAUAUCCGCCGGUCUAUUACAAAACGUAUUGUUCCAGCCGGGUUUGCCGUCGUACAUCAACCUAGGCGCUAUAGGAUCGGUCAUGGGUCACGAGAUCACACACGGUUACGAUGACAAAGGAUCCGAAUACGACGCUCGCGGGCACCUCGUCGACUGGUGGACAGAGCACACACGAAAAGAGUUUUUCCGGAAGCUAGACUGCUUCAGAAUACAGUACGGCAGCAUCGUUGACCGAGCCACCAAUCUGAAGUUAAAUGCCGACACCACCAUAGGAGAAAACAUCGCCGACAACGCUGGCGUUCGCGUCGCCUACGCCGCUCAUCAAGACGCAUCUUUAGACUUCCAAGAGGUCACCCUUCCCGGCCUGGAAAACUUCACUAGUGAUCAGCUUUUCUUCGUAUCUUACGCUCUGGUGUGGUGCGAAAACGCUCUGCCAUCGUGGAACGCACAGAAGAUCAAGACGCAAGUGCAUCCUCCUAACAAAUACAGGGUGAACGUGCCGCUCAAGAACUUGGAGCAAUUUACCGCUGCCUUCAUGUGCAAGAAGGGGAGCGAAAUGCGCUUACCCGACGCCGACAGAUGUGUCCUGUGGUAAAUGACUACGGUUUUCUGGUUCGUGAACGUGUGCUGGCUUUAAUUAUCGGCAAAUAUCUGUAAUAAAACAACGGAUGGAGCUUCUUUCUGAAGAAUCAGUACAGCUCGUCGGCGUCAGUACAAGCUCGCUGUACACCCCAACUUGUAACAUUAAAAUUUGAUGAAGGCA